Gryllus bimaculatus (two-spotted cricket) is the source of this 6919-nucleotide messenger RNA. Lineage: Eukaryota; Metazoa; Arthropoda; Insecta; Orthoptera; Gryllidae. The record is from the annotation of a GenBank genome assembly.
AUGUCUGGAGGGUGGUCACUGCUCAGCGAAAGAGGGGGGCGGGGGUGUCACUGCCAGCCCUUCCCAAAAUUCUCCUGGAGGGGUGACACAUAUGACGACACUCACGAUGAGGACAUCAGGCCUUCGCGUGUUUUGCCUGCAACGAUCUGCCCGACCUCCUUAAAUGUGGCGCUCACGGGAGCCUUCGCAAUCCUCGCGCGUAAAGAAGGAAGCUCAGCAUGUGGUCACGAGCCGCCGCUAGUGGAGCUGGAAUCACCUGCCGGCGUUUUUGCAACGAUGUACCGAAGCAUUAAGGUGGAAAACGGUCUGAAUUGUAUUCUCGAAGCAUCAGCUGGGACAACUUCUGAGGCAUGGGAAUUAGACACAUUCCAUUUAUUUCAAGAACUGUUCUUAAAUGGAAAUGUUGAUGAAGCUUGUAAGAUCCUGAAUAGAAUUUUGGGGCGCGAAGGAUUCUUGGACCAGUAUCGACGGACACGUUACUACGAGAAGCCAUUUCAAACUCGACGAAGAAUAAAUUAUGAAAAAUGUAAGGCUAUAUAUGAUGAGGACAUGGACAGAAAAAUUAAGUUUGUGCUUCGUAAAAACAGAGUUGAUCCUUUUCCUGGAUGUAUAAACAUCAUAAAAAAUGGUGCCAGUAAUGUAAAUGAAAAUAUACAGCUGCUUCAACCUGAAGACAGAUAAUUCAUCUCGGGUAAUUUUGUGUACACAAGGUGACACAAAAUGGAAGAAAGGACACCUGAAGCGCCAAAUCAGCCUCUGAUGCAAUCUCAUUCAUUACAGCAGGCUCCUUUUGCUCAAGCGAUGGCUGCAAGAGCUGAUUCUCCUUCAAGGAAGGGAGUGAAAAGCCAUGUUGUUCCUGUUAUGAAGCCUUAUGAUUUGGAAGAGAUGGACGAAGAGGAUGAAGGUGAUGAAAUUGUGCAGGAAGUAGAGCCUCCUGUCGAUGAGCCAGAUGCUCUGAACAAUCCUACAGGUAUCGCUUCUGGGCAGUAUCAUUUAUGGCCUAUGGAUUGGGGAGAACUGGAUCAAGAACGACGCAAUCGAAAGCGCCCUGCAGUGGAAGAUCUUCCAGAGGAGGUACGUGAAGAACUGGCAAGUAUGAGUGGGGCAGACACAGAAGUAAGACCAAAGACACAGAAACCAAAAUUAGAAAUUCCAGAGAGUGUAAAAGAGCCAAGCAGAGGAAGAAAAUCCCCUGCUGAUGAAGUGGGUGUAUCUGAUAUUGCGACAAUUUUGUCAAAACCAGCAAAAACGGCUGAAGACCGAUUGGCUGUACUUGAAGCCAGAGAUAAGUUGAUACGAAUUAGAAGCAAUCAGCAAAGAUGUCCCCAACUAAAGAAUGUGGGAAAAUGUCCUGAUAUGUGUCCUGAGAAAGAACGGUAUCAGAGAAUAGCUCGUCACCAGGUAGAUUACUACGAGUAUAAUAAAGAGACAAAAGAAGUGAAUCUUGGAAGUAUGGUGAAGAUUUAUGCUCGUAGUUCUGCUGAUCAGCAGAUGCCACUCCCACAUGACUUGCGCCCUGUCAGUGUGUUAUGGAUGACCAUGAGUUAUCUUGUCAAUCAAUUCAUGGACCUAGCUGAUUCACCUGGCGAAAACUUGGGAGAGUGGUAUCACUUUUUGUGGGAUCGCAUGCGAUCAAUUAGAAAGGACAUUACACAGUUAGCUCUUUGUGAUACAUUGUCAGUUCAGAUUUUAGAAAUGUGUGCAAGAUUCCACAUAUUCUGCAUGGAACGAUUAAGAGAAGAGAAAAUGGCAGUGUUUGAUGAGAAAAUUAACCGAGAAAACCUGACAAAGUGUUUACAAUCAUUGCAGUACAUGUACAAUGAUCUGUUUCUGAAAAAUGUAUCAUGUCCAAAUGAGCCUGAAUUUCAAGCUUAUUCCAUUUUGUUACAUAUAAACAGUGAUUUAUGCACUAGCACUAUUUUGGGAUUAAGAACAGAAAUGCGACAGCAUGAGAAAGUUCAAUUUGCAAUAAAUGCUUUUCUUGCUGUGACAAUGAAAAACUAUGUCAGAUUUUUCAAACUAGUAAAAUCGACCACUUAUCUGAACGCAUGCAUUUUACAUCAAUAUUUUGCUCAAGUACGUGCACAUGCCAUGCUUUCAAUCAUUCGGGCUUAUUCCAGACAGAAAAUGAGAAAUACUUAUCCCUUACCUGAACUUCAAGCACAAUUACUGUUUGAUUCUAUUGAAGAUGUUCUUGUAUUUUGCCGAUUUUCAAAAGUUCCUGUGGAAGAUAAUAACAUUGUAUUGGAAAAGACAUCUCAUCCUAUUCCUAUGCAAGAAAAGAUGAAACGUUCAUUUGUAGGAGUGGAGUGUAAGCGGCAAACUUCGAUUAGAGACAUUGUAACUGGAGGUUGCUGUCUUGCAGACACAGCAACAUUACAUAAAGUUCAUGACAGUUUUGAUGAAAAUGGUGUUCUUAAACAAGAGGCUUGGUAUGCAGAGGACCAAGAAUCAUCAUUACUUAGUGUAGAUUUGCAGGAAAUAGGCACAUUGUCAAAGAACACGGUAGUUUCUUCAGACCCUAGUUCGGGAUUGAGUGAAGUGUCAACUGUGCAAGAACAUGUCUCUCAUGUUCCUUCAUCACAUUUUAUGGUUACACAAUCAAGUAUACAGCAAACACAGAAUUCAGUGUCUUCAGAAACUCAAAAAAAUGCUUUUGGUUCUCCAAAACCUGUUAUUAGUAGUCCGCGUAUGCCUGAUAUGGCGUUUGAAAUGCAGAGAGUUCUCAAAAGUGCAGAGUCUAUUAAUGUGUCUGAAGUUGAAUCAAGUGCUAUACUUCUUGUUCAACAGAGUUCAGAAUCGAUGAAUCCUGAUCUUGGUUUUUCCUCUGAAGAGCAGUCUUCAGUGAAAGUUUUUGUUUUCCACAUACCUGAUGCCAAAUCAGAAAUGAAAGAUAAUCAAGCUGGACAGAAUUCAGGCAUUGUACCAAAAGGAUAUGCAUCACGCACAUCCAUUUUUGGAAGUGUUGGUUCUGCCACUUCUGUGAAUCGAAGUCCUGGAUCAUCAGUGUUGAGAAAUGCUUCUUCAGGUCACAGUGUGGACACCUCACAGUUGACUUUUGUGCCAAGUACAUCUGGACAUUGGGUUUCUCCAUCCCAAGAUGCAAAAACAACUGUUGUAUGUAAACAAAAUUCUCAAAAUGCAAUGACCUUAAUUGAUGCAUCUAAUAAUAUGGGAAUGGAUUCUUCCCAGCAAAAGAAUUCUGAUAAUUUGUUCAAGAGUCCUGAUCUCAUUUCAUCUUCUCCAACAUCAGCUUUGCAGUUUCCUGGAUCUUUUGGUAAUAGAAGUGGAGAUUUUUGGGGCCAAAGUUCAACCAAAACAUUACCGGUAUCUGUGCAAUCCUUUGUGAAAGAUUCUACCCCUAUUAAUCCCUUGGCAGCAAAGGUAAGUUCAACAUCCUCAAAUCAGUUUCCAGUAUCGGUUCAUGCGCUACCAUCUCCAACUUCAAUGGAACCAAGUGAUGCACGACCAAGUGUUAGCCCAUUAACAGGAACUCAAGCCAUUUUUCCAAAUGCUUCUGUGCAGUUCUCUUCUCCUUCCAUACAGUCUCAACAAAUAACUGAUGCACCACAGAAAAGUCUUCAUGUACCUACAAGAGCUGUAACUGUUUCAACUUCAGUUUUUGGCAUGCAUUCCAGACCUCUUACAACUCCCCAAACAUUCCCACCUUCAGAUAUAGCUUCAUCCACCAUUGUUUCUUAUCAGACCACAUUUAAUACACCUGCAUCAAAUUCCACUUUAAUACCUGGAAUGCCUAAUGCAGACAAGCCAGCCAGUGCUAUUAAUAACUUUUCAUUUUCAUUGAAUAAACCCAUAACAAUUACAACUUCACAUGUUGCAAUACCCAUUCUAUCUCCGUGUGUAGGAGGGCUUUUUACUAGUGAUGAAUCUCCUCUAAAUGAGAUAACUAGUAUUUCACCGGAGCCUGACAGUGAAUUUUUUAUAGAUGUAGUUUCUGAUAGAGAUGAAGAAAAUAAUACUGAAAAGUUGGCUUCUUCAAAAUUAGGUAAGAUAGAAGCAAUGUCACCAACUGGAGGACAUGUGUCCCUGCCUUCUCCCAUUAGGUCCUCUAACUUAAGGAAAGAACCCUCUUCUAUCUCCAAAAUUUCGUAUCAGGAAGUGGUGGAAAAAAGAAACCAUAGAAUUAAACAACUAGUGUGUGAGAUAUUUCGACAGUGGAGGCUCUUUGCCUACAGGUCAAAACUCAAACGACGAUUGCAAUCACAAGAAAAGUGUGUCACAGUGACAACAAAACUCUCUUUAGAAGAGCAAGUCCAUGAACUCCCUAUGCCUAAGGGUUGUGUUGCUGUGGAUUACCAAACUAGAUUAGAACACCUGCUAGAUCUUGAAGAAAUCAAACUUCCAACAUCUGUCUUUCCUGAUAUUCCCAAAAUAAGGUUAGAAAAUGUUCUAAGUACAGUUUUACCAAAGGUUCAACUCGAAAAAGGAAACCUUGAGACAAAUCUGUUUUGGAAGUUGUGCUUAUCCCUUCCUAGUGAAUUAGAAGGCAAAAAAUUUGGACUCCAACUUGAUGAGUGGAUUGCUGCAACCUUCUGUGAAGACAGUGACAAUGAUAUUUUAAGAAUUAACAGAACUCCUAUUGGAGAAAAAUACAAUUUAUUUACUUCCGUUCAGAGAACAGUUGGUGUUGUUAAAGAGGUACUGAAAGGUGUGAAUGGUCUCCUGUUUUUUGCUCCUCAGCGCCUUCGUAAUAAAAACAAUGCCUUUGAGCGAUACCAAAGCUUGGUACAGUCAUCCUCUCCCCAAGAGUUUCCUCUUCCUAUAGUUGCAAUAAUCAGUAAUUCUCAGUGGGUAGAAGUGUGCCAGAAGUGGUUUACUUCUGAUGUUCAGAAAAAGAGAAUAGCUGCUUUUAAAAUCAUUGGUCCAUUUGGUAAAAAAAGUGUCUGUGUUUCAAAAGAGCUGAUAGAUGGAAUUUCCUGGCUAACACAGUACAUCAGACCAGCCCCUCCUUUUGAAUAUUGGCUGUUGAAAGAAGUAUUUUUAAUGUUAAUGAGAGAUUUGUGGACCCGGGUUCGUUUCUCCUUGUCCUGCAGAUGUUCAUCAGGUUUUGUUCAGCAUCCUGAUGACCUCCUUCAUUUGUAUAAUGAUGCUUUAAGACGCCUUCACAGAAUGAUUGCAAAUGAUAAAAUGCAUGAUUAUGGUGAUGUAGCUCCUGAACUUGAGGACUUAGCAAAACAUUCUGUCUGUGACAAAUAUAACUGUAGCAUAUUUUUGAAAAAUCCAGAAUAUUGCAAGCAAAUAAAUGAUGGAUUCUCCCAAGUUCAAUUAAAUAUUUGUGUACCUCCUACAGAAAAACUUUCAGUUGAAUCAUUUUGUGAAGCUGUUUAUUCAUACAAUCCAAGAUUACGUGGUCCCAUAUAUCACUUUUUACGAAGUUGGAACAAGGAUGAAGAUGUUGAUUGGACUUUCAUUGUGGAAUCUCUCACAGAAUUACAUAUUAGAGAAACAAUUGGAAAGUUAAAACUGUGGAAAUUAGUAGUUGUAUUUAUGAAAAAUGAUAUAGUGAAGUUUCGGUCAGAACCUUGGUAUGCUGGUUGGUUAUUAGAUCGCCUUCCAAAUCAGAAACACAGUGAAGAGGUUUUGUCAGACAAACUCUCCCCUGCUGUAUCGAUUGAUUCAGAUCUGCCUGUCGCUGCCAAAGAGGGAGAUGUACCUAGCAUUGAUGACGAUGAGAAACUUCUUUCUGAUUUUGAAUCUAUGUUAAAUGCACUUGAUGAAUUGAAAAAAGCAGACUUGAAACAUGAUUCAAAUCUGUCUGAAGUGUUUUCUCCAUCUGAUUCUAAGGAUCAAAAUAAAUGUAUUCAAAUUGAUUGUUCUCAACUUGAUAUAUUAGAAUCACAACUAGAAUAUUAUGCAAAGAUUCUUAAAGACUGAGUGUAUUCUUUGUACUUUAGUAGAAUGUUUUUGUUAAUAAGUUACUUCAUGUGUAAAAUGCCUUAAUCACAAAAUGCUUUCUUAACUGUGUUAUUGAUUAAUAAUAUGACUGUAAUUUUUGCAUAUGAAUCAGAAAUGAAUGAUUGUAUCAAAUACUGUAUGUUUUUUUAAAAAAAUAACAACACAUUCUGUGAUCAGUGUUUAUAUUUCCAUUAUUUGUAUUUCCUCCUUCGAAGGAUUUUGGAUAUUUUUAUUAUAAUCAUCAGUAGACGAAGUAGAUGAUGCAAAAGUUGGAUUGUUCAUAUUUUUCUGAUGAAAAAAAAAUUAAAUAAGAAAUUAUUUUCAUUAAAUAAUUUUGAAAUAUCAUGAUUGUUCUUUACUUUUAUGUUUUAUCUGUGUUAUAUGAGGGAGUUUCUCCAAAAACAAUUUUCUCCUACACUAAUAAAAUAAGUGGAAUUUUUGAAAUUGAAAAGUACCCUUUUACUCAUUUAAAUGGGAGUGGAAAAAUAUACUAAUGUUCUUCAUCGGUUGCGGGUGAAAGGAGCUGGCUCUGGAUGUCAGAGCUGGGCAUCUUAGAAAGUGGAUCUCUUGCAUGCGUUCGAACAUAUUAUUGAAGUACAUUCGUUAGGCCUACUACUGAUAGGAAUUAUGACUGUUGAAGGAAAAUAUGUUUCAACAUCAACAUUGCAUAGUAAUUGUAUGAAUUUGCAAUUAUUAUCCAGUUUCUAUGACAAGUUGACAUUUCUCUUGUAUAAUAUCUUUCUAGUGAUUUAAGCAAGUCUGAUUUGAGAGUGGAUAGAGCCGGUAGGAAAGUUUUCUAGGCACGCAAACUGGUUCGCACUUAUAUGCUGUAUGCCGUGAGCAUGGUAUUAUUUCCACCACUAUUUCCUCAUUCACAACGCAUAUGUAAACGUGACGUAGCCGCAAAACCUAAUAUCCGUUCAACUACCAAAAAACCUGAUCUAAACAAUUGUACGUUACGAUGAUUCUCGUUGGUUUGCAGUGUUGCCAGAUAGUUGAAAAG